GCUAAACUCACAGCUCCUCUCAUCAUGUCCUACAACCUCUGUUCUGGAAACUUUUCCUCCCGUUCGCUCGGGGUUUACCCACGCUACUCAGGAUCCUCCUGUGGCUCUUCUUAUCCCAGCAACCUGGUCUAUGUCACGAAGCCCCAGUCUUCCAGCACCUGCCAGCUGGGCUUGCCUCUCUCCAGCGGCUGCCAGGAAACCAGCUAUGAGCCCACCAGCUGUGAGCCCACCAGCUGCCAGACACCCUGUGUGGUGCCCAGGCCCUGCCAGACUUCCUGCUACCGACCAAGGACCUCCUCACUUUGCCAGACGACUUAUACUGGAUCUCUGGGCUAUGGGUCCAGCAGCUGCCGCUCGCUAGGCUAUGGAUCUAGAAGUUCCUAUUCUUCGGGCUGUGGAUCAAGGCAAUUCUACUCCUCAGGUUGUGGAUCCAGUGGCUUCAGACCCCUGAGUUAUGGAGUUCGUGGCUGCUCUUCCCUGAACUGCGGAUCUGGAAUCUCCCGUCCAACUUACCUGGCUUCCGGGAACUGCCAGUCUCCUUGUUACAGACCAACCUAUGCCUCAUCCUUCUGCAGAUCAGCUUACUGA
Lepus europaeus (European hare) is the source of this 588-nucleotide messenger RNA. Its product is annotated as keratin-associated protein 13-2-like. NCBI's taxonomy places the organism in Eukaryota, Metazoa, Chordata, Mammalia, Lagomorpha, Leporidae. The record is from RefSeq and is a predicted model, not a curated record. The transcript has a single exon. The coding region runs from base 25 to 588 and encodes 187 amino acids.